AUGGAGACCUUCCUGAAGUCUCUACAGCUCGUGGUGCCUGGCAUUAUAACUCGAUAUCUUCCUAUUCUUUUGUUUGGCCAGCACUUGGAAAAUGCCGUUGUGGGUGGUCUCGUGCCUGUCGUGGCAGCAAUCGUCGGCUUUUUAAUGACCUCAAACCUCUUGAUUCUCCACUUUCACGACCAAUUCUCAUUUCGACAACUUCCUUGCGGAUUUUUGGGUCUAGUGCUUGGUACGGCUAUAUUUCAUGUAAGCAUCGUCCUGUUUGGAGCUCCAGUUGUCGAUCUUUGGAUGCAAACGCUAUUGCUGGCAGUAGUACUGUCGGCUUGUACGACGAUGCCCUUGGCUCUACAUUUCGGGUGUGCACCACGCAAGUGGCUUGACCUGUUGCUGACAAUCAAUGUGACCAAUACUCAAGAGCUUUAUCUGGUAUGCUCAUCAAUCGGCGCCAUUCUGGGCGCCUACGUUGGUGCUUUGCCCAUUCCGCUCGACUGGGAUCGACCUUGGCAGCAAUGGCCGUUAACUUGUGUGUAUGGCAUAUUGCUUGGCCAUGCUGCAGGAAUUUUAGUUAGUGUUGUGGUCAGCAGCAUUUCGACGUCCCUCCCGAAGUCGACAAAGAAAGAAUAA
This is a messenger RNA of Peronospora belbahrii, 624 nucleotides long. Lineage: Eukaryota; Oomycota; Peronosporomycetes; Peronosporales; Peronosporaceae. The record is from the annotation of a GenBank genome assembly.